This is a messenger RNA of Oryza brachyantha (malo sina), 1549 nucleotides long. RefSeq lists its product as uncharacterized. The record is from RefSeq and is a predicted model, not a curated record. NCBI's taxonomy places the organism in Eukaryota, Viridiplantae, Streptophyta, Magnoliopsida, Poales, Poaceae. Bases 1061 to 1549 code for a protein of 162 amino acids. The transcript has 9 exons.
UGCACCAUGAAACAUUCCAUGAGUGGUUCAGGCUUCAUGUAGCUGAAUUAACCAUGAGCAGUGAACAAGUAAGUGAUGAAGUACAGAUUCUAGCUAAAGGCCCCUUAUUGGUUGCAAGGAAGUACAAUAGCUAUUCAAUAAAUGGAUUCAAUUUUCAUACAAAGGCUUAUGAUGAGGGUAGGUCGGUUCAAAGUAGUGGGGUAGCAAUAGUGGCACAAACUUCCUGUUAUGUUGCAAACUGUGAAAACCCUAUGUUUAGAAACAAGACAUAUUAUGGGAUUAUUACAGAAAUAAUAGAGUUGGACUAUUAUCGCAAAGGGAAUAUUGUUCUUUUCAAGUGUGACUGGGUUGACAAUCGGGUAGAAGGUAAAUGGGUGAAGGUAGAUAAAUUUGAUAUUACUAAUGUGAACUUCAAGCAUUUAUUCAAUACUGGCAAAAAUUUGGCGGAUGAACCUUUCAUUUUAGCAUCACAAGCAAUUCGGGUUUAUUAUGUUAUGGAUCCAAUAGAGAAGGAUUGGUGUUCUGUUGUGCAAUCUAGGCCACGUGAUUGCUAUGAGCUAGGGGAAGUUGAAAAUGAACAUUUGGAGAACAUUCAAGAAAUACCAAAUCCAUGUGCUAAUCUGAGCAAGUUUGGUGUUGUUGAGGAUGGCAGUUAUUUUAGAACAGAGUUAGGUGGUUCUAUUGUUGACCCAAAUGAGAAAGAUAAAAGGAAAAAUGCAAAAAAGAGGCAGAAGUAGGGAGGUACCUUUGACUGACUAUGAGAGAAGAAGGGAUGACAAUAUUGCUGAGAACAAAAUGAAAAUGGCAGCUCUAAAUUUAGAGUUUGCACUACAAUCUUUAAGGACAGAAGGAGCUAGCUCUUCACAACAAGCUAAGAAAACUAGUAAGGCUAGCAAGCAAUGGGACUAUAAAUGAUCAUGAAGGACGCGCUGAAGAUCCUCAACUUAUGGCUACAGAAAACAAUGGGGAUUCCAAUGGAGCGCAACCAAAGAAAAGAAAUGGAAGAAAAUUCACUAGAAAGGACAACAUAUGAUAUCGAGAAGACGAGGCACUAAUCAAGAUGGAGUUCAAUGAAUUUGAUCAACCAGUUGGGAAAGCAGUUGUUGAGUUUCCUAAUGUUGUUGGUUCACUUGUAAGAACCAAGGGUUUCCCUCUCUGCCAUGAUGAUUGGCGACAUGUUAAUGCAGAUGCAAAGCAAUUCAUUAUUGAUGCUUUGGAGUGUGUAUAUGAGAUGGAUGAACGACUUGAAAAUUAUUCUUUGGCCACUGCUGGGAAGAAGUGGAAGGACUACAAAGCUGAUUUGAAGAAAACUCAUUUUAAUGAGACAAAGACAGUGGAGGAACUUAUUGCAGCUUGUGAUGACAGAGUGCAACCUGAAAAUUGGGUGUGGCUUGUCGAUCAUUGGCUAUCACCAGAAGCAAAAGCUCGAAGCAUGAGAGGGAAAAUGAAUCGUGACAAGCUGUUAACCCCACGUACCUCUGGCAGCAAGUUAUUUGCUCGUGCUCGACAUGAAUGGAUUCGGACCCCGCCGAAGAGCCGGGUAACUUGA